AGUUCUUAGCUUCUUUUUCUCGUGCUUAAAAAAAGCACAUUUUUCGUUUAAUUUAAUAAUCGUCAUUUUUGUUUUACAUUUUUUCAAUUAAUAAGCUGUACAUUUUGAUAGUAACUUAAUUAAGCAGAAGUAUUAGAUAACUACCUAUAUAAGAGCACAACGGAACUAACACCUUCGUACAAAUAAAAAUUGUCCGCCAAGGAGAAAUUCGUUAAAAAAAACUUCUUACAAAGAAAUAUAAAACAAUUUGUUGUAUGAGUCAAAAAAUAGAACGACCAGUACUAUCAGGUCAGCGCAUCAAGACCAGAAAAAGAGAUGAAAAAGAGAAAUUCGAUCCCACGGGGUUCCGUGACGCGGUCAUUGCUGGUCUCGAUAAAACUGAAGGCGACCUGGAACAAAUUUCUAAGUAUUUAGAUCUUGCUGGUAACAAACUUGACUAUCGUCGUUACGGCGAAGUACUUUUUGAUAUUUUAAUUGCUGGUGGUUUACUGGUUCCUGGUGGAUCAAUUUCUCAGGAUGGCGAGAAACCUCGUACAAAUUAUUGUAUUUUCGAGGCGUCCGAAGAUAUGGAAGCCAUGCGAAACCAUGAGCAGGUAUUCAUCAAGCUCAUGCGUAGAUAUAAGUACUUGGAAAAGAUGUUCGAGGUGGAAAUGAAGAAAGUGUUGGUCUUUAUUAAAGGCUUUACUCCUAGCGAGCGUGUCAAAUUGGCUCGUAUGACGGCACUUUGGAUGAUUAACGGCGCAAUACCUCCAACUGUUUUGUUGGUAUUAAAUAACGAGCAUCUGAUUAAAGAUGGCAUCGCGCUGGAUUUUCUUGUAGAACUGUUUCUAACAUUUAAACAAGAGAAGGGAAUGACAUAUCUUGUUCAAGCUCUUAAAAAAGGUGGACUAGAAAGCAAGUUAAUGGAAUUUUUCCCACCAAACAAACGUACUGAAGAAUAUUUAAAUAAAGUUUUUCUCGAAAAGGAACUUUCUGAAGUUAUUAAACUACACAAAGCUCAGGCUAGUCAAGAAGCCAAACGGGAACUACAACAGUCCCUUCUUGAUGACAUUAAUGAUGAUAAACCACACACAGAAAUUGCUGCUGACAUUAAAGAGUUUGCACUCAAAUCAAACAUUCCCGACCAUGAAAUUAUUUACAUUAUAUGGUCGACAGUUAUGUCACUCGGUGAAUGGAACAAAAAAGAAGAACUAGUUACUGAUCAGGCAGUUAGACACUUAAAAGGCUACUGCCCAUUAUUAAAAGCAUUUGCUUCAAAUAAUCGUUCUGAGUUGGCAUUGAUCCUAAAAGUCCAAGAAUUCUGUUAUGAAAAUAUGAACUUUAUGAAGGCUUUCCAGAAAAUAAUUUUACUGUUCUACAAAACUGAAGUGCUAUCUGAAGAAAUAAUUUUGAAGUGGUACAAAGAAGCACAUUCUUCUAAAGGUAAAAUGCAUUUCUUGGAGCAAAUGAAGAAACUUGUUGAAUGGCUUCAAGAUGCAGAAGAAGAAACAGAAUCCGAAGAUGAACAAGCAGAAAAUGCCGAAGAUGGACAAGACGAACAUGCUGAAGAAAACGCGAACAAAUAACUUUCUAGGGUACACAAAUGAUUAUUUAUUUACAAAAACAAAAGAACUUAAAUACGGCAAAAAUAAAAAAAAAAAACAACUACAAACAUGGAAACCUGGCGAAAUAUUUAAAAACUUGUUUCGUCAACAAUAUAUACAACAAGUAAAACAUUAAUAUCUCUUUUUCAAACGAUGAAAGCUGAUCUGAAAUGAAUUUUAUACCAACGGAAGGAAUACAUAUAUAUUUGAAUGCCAAAUAAAUUAUACAAUGCAACAACAACAAUUCUCAAUAUUUUUGACUGCUCUCUAUAUUCGCAUUCAGAAACACCAACAUUUUUUAAAAUCAUACUUGUUGAACAUAAAAUCUUAAAGCAACAACAAACCAACAAGGAAAAGAAUCUAAGCAAAACAAACACACAUAUUUGAAAAAGACCAGAGUUUUAAUAUCGUAAAAAAUUCUAAAUAAAAAAAUUAAAAAAACACAA
This is a messenger RNA of Eupeodes corollae, 2029 nucleotides long. It is a transcript of the gene kra, whose product is annotated as protein krasavietz. NCBI's taxonomy places the organism in Eukaryota, Metazoa, Arthropoda, Insecta, Diptera, Syrphidae. The record is from RefSeq and is a predicted model, not a curated record. Bases 255 to 1565 code for a protein of 436 amino acids. Gene Ontology annotation, cellular component: cytoplasm; membrane. Gene Ontology annotation, molecular function: protein binding. The transcript is spliced from 11 exons.